AUGUCUUUCUUUCUUUUUUCUUUCUUUCUUUUUUGCUUUCUUUUUUUCUUUCUUUCGUUCUUUCUUUCUAUCUCUCUUUUUUUGCUUUUUUCUUUCUUUCUGUCAUUGUGUUACUUAAUUCAUGUCUUUCGUUCUUUCUUUCUUUCAUUUUUUCUUUCUUUUUUCUUUCUUUCUUUUUUUUUUUCUUUCUUUCUUUUUCGCUUUCUUUCUUUCUUUAUUGCUUUUUUAGUUCUUUCUGUCAUUGUGUUACUUAAUUCAUGUCUUUCUUACUUUCUUUCUUUUUUUCUUUCGAUCGUUCUUUAUUUCUUUCUUUUUUGCUUUUUUUCUUUCUUUCUGUCAAUGUCUUACUUAAUUCAUGUUUUUCUUUCUUUCGUUCGUUCUUUCUUUCGUUUUUGCUUUCUUUUUUCUUUCUUUCGUUCUUUCUUUCUUUCUUUCUUUUUUGAUUACUUUUUUCUUUCUUUUUUACUUUUUUUCUUUCUUUCUUUCUUUUUUUGCUUUCUUUCUUUCUUUCUGUCAAUGCGUUACUUAAUUCAUGUCUUUCUUUCGUUCGUUCGUUCUUUCUUUCUUUUUUAUUUUUUUUUUUUUCUUUCUCUCAAUGCGUUACUUGAUUCAUGUCUUUUUUCUUCCUUUCUGUCAGUGAUUUAUUUAAUCCAUAGUGGGGGAGCACGCACAAUUAUUAUAUGA
Messenger RNA from Acanthosepion pharaonis, 684 nucleotides. The record is from the annotation of a GenBank genome assembly. NCBI's taxonomy places the organism in Eukaryota, Metazoa, Mollusca, Cephalopoda, Sepiida, Sepiidae.